CCUGCAGAUCGGGCGGCCCCGGUGGCGGGGGGAGGGGGCUGCCCCGUGCGAGCCCGUCGAUUCGCUCCCGGCUCCCCCGAGGCCUGGCCAGGGGGCGGUGUCUGCGGCGCCAGGUUCGCGGGACGCACGUCUCCAGGCGGCGGCAGUAGCGGCAGCGACUCCUGGGAGCCCGAGCCUUCGCGGCGCCCCCGUCCCUCCCCGGCCGCACCCCGCCCCGGCGCGAGAGGAGAGCGCGAGAGCCCGAGCCGCGGGCGGGCGGCGAAGAUGGCAGAGGCACCGGCCUCCCCGGCCCCGCUCUCUCCGCUCGAAGUGGAGCUGGACCCGGAGUUCGAACCCCAGAGCCGGCCGCGCUCCUGUACGUGGCCCCUGCAGAGGCCAGAGCUCCAGGGGAGCCCGGCCAAACCCUCGGGGGAGACGGCCGCUGAUUCCAUGAUCCCCGAAGAGGAGGACGAUGAAGACGACGAGGACGGCAGCGGUAGGGCCGGUUCGGCCAUGGCGAUCGGCGGCGGCGGGAGCGGCGCGCUAGGCUCUGGGCUGCUCCUUGAAGACUCGGCCCGGUUGCUGGCUCCCGGAGGGCAGGACCCCGGCUCCGGGCCAGCCCCCGCGGCAGGCGCGCUGAGCGGGGGGACGCAGACGUCGCUGCAGCCUCAGCAGCCACUGCCGCCGCCGCAGCCGGGGGCGGCUGGGGGCUCGGGGCAGCCGAGGAAAUGCUCGUCGCGGCGGAACGCCUGGGGGAACCUGUCCUACGCCGACCUGAUCACUCGCGCCAUCGAGAGCUCGCCGGACAAACGGCUCACUCUGUCCCAGAUCUACGAGUGGAUGGUGCGCUGCGUGCCCUACUUCAAGGAUAAGGGUGACAGCAACAGCUCUGCGGGGUGGAAGAACUCGAUCCGACACAACCUAUCAUUGCACAGCCGGUUCAUGCGGGUCCAGAAUGAGGGGACCGGCAAGAGCUCUUGGUGGAUCAUCAACCCUGAUGGGGGAAAGAGUGGAAAGGCACCCCGGCGGCGGGCUGUGUCCAUGGACAACAGCAACAAGUAUACCAAGAGCCGUGGCCGCGCAGCCAAGAAGAAGGCAGCCCUGCAGAUAGCCCCUGAGUCUGCUGAUGACAGUCCCUCCCAGCUCUCCAAGUGGCCAGGCAGCCCCACGUCACGCAGCAGCGACGAGCUGGAUGCGUGGACGGACUUCCGCUCGCGCACCAAUUCCAACGCCAGCACUGUCAGCGGCCGCCUGUCACCCAUCUUGGCAAGCACAGAGUUGGAUGACGUCCAGGAUGAUGAUGCACCGCUCUCCCCGAUGAUCUACAGCUCAGCUAGCCUCUCACCCUCUGUGAGUAAGCCAUGCACCGUGGAGCUACCACGGCUGACCGACAUGGCGGGCACUAUGAAUCUGAAUGACGGGCUGUCUGACAACCUCAUGGAUGACCUGCUGGAUGACAUCACACUCCCAUCGUCCCAGCCAUCACCCACUGGAGGGCUCAUGCAGCGAAGCUCUAGCUUCCCGUACACCACCAAGGGCUCCGGCCUGGCUUCUCCAACUGGCUCCUUUAACAGCACGGUGUUUGGACCCUCAUCUCUGAAUUCCCUGCGCCAGUCUCCCAUGCAGACCAUCCAAGAGAACAAGCCAGCUACUUUCUCGUCCAUGUCACACUAUGGCAACCAGACACUCCAGGACCUGCUCACUUCAGACUCCCUCAGCCACAGCGAUGUCAUGAUGACCCAGUCAGACCCCUUGAUGUCUCAGGCCAGCACCGCUGUGUCUGCCCAGAACUCCCGCCGGAACGUGAUGCUUCGAAAUGACCCAAUGAUGUCCUUUGCCGCCCAGCCUAACCAGGGGAGUUUAGUCAAUCAGAACUUGCUCCACCACCAGCACCAAACCCAGGGCGCUCUCGGUGGCAGCCGUGCCUUGUCGAAUUCUGUCAGCAACAUGGGCUUGAGCGACUCCAGCAGCCUUGGGUCAGUUAAACACCAGCAACAGUCUCCUGUCAGCCAGUCUAUGCAAACCCUCUCGGACUCUCUCUCAGGCUCCUCCUUGUACUCUGCGAGUGCAAACCUUCCCGUCAUGGGCCAUGAGAAGUUCCCCAGCGACUUGGACCUGGACAUGUUCAAUGGGAGCUUGGAAUGUGACAUGGAGUCCAUUAUCCGUAGCGAACUCAUGGAUGCUGAUGGGUUGGAUUUUAAUUUUGAUUCCCUCAUGUCCACACAGAAUGUUGUUGGUUUGAACGUGGGGAACUUCACUGGUGCUAAGCAGGCCUCAUCUCAGAGCUGGGUGCCAGGCUGAAGAAUCACUGAGGAAAGGGGAAGUGGGCAAAGCAGACCCUCAAACUGACACAAGACCUACCGAGAAACCCUUUGCCAAAUCUGCUCUCAGCAAGUGGACAGUGAUACCGUUUACAGCUUAACACCUUUGUGAAUCCUGCACCAUUUUCCUAACCCAGCAGAGACUGUUAAUGGCCCCUUACCCCGGGUGAAGCACUUACCCUUGGAACAGAACUCUCUAUAUAAAGUAUGCAAAAUCUUCCUUGUACAGGGUCAUGAGCCACCUGCCAGUGAAGGACGGCACCCUGUCAGCACCACCCAGCCUCGUUCAGAGCACACCGUGAGCUCCUGUUGGCGACUCUGUGGUGUAUUCAUCUCACAAUGGUUUAUGGGAUGUUUUAAGUGUCGUUUUAGUGUUUGUUUUCCUUUGACUUUCUGAGUUUUUCCACAUGCAUUAACUUGCAGUAUUUUUAUGUUAAAAUGUUAAUCAUCCUUCCCCUGGCAAAUUUAAAAACAGAAGGAAAAUGUUGUACCAGUUACUAGUCUAGCUUUGGGCAUCACAAGCAUUUGAGCUCUUGGAACUCCAUAAACUAACAAAUUACAUAAACCAGAGGGGGAUUUUCUUUCUUCUUUUGUUUGGUAGAAAACUAUCCUUUUCUAAAAACUGAACAAUGGCACAACUGUUUGCCAUGCGCAUCAGUCCAGGACUGACCCCUGCAUAGGCCCGACGAAUGGAGUGCUGCAUGCGACCCACUGUGUUUUCCUUCUGAGUCGGGAGUGGGUGGGGGGGGACCCCCCAGCCCCUGGUCUGCAGUUCCAGAGCAGUCGGGCCUCUGGUCUUCUGGCAUUAUCCUCAGCUAAUGCAGUGAACAAUGAUGGUGUGCUGGAAAUUAGGGUCUUUUCAAGAAACAAGCUCAGCUGCCCACUCAUUGCCAAAUGCCACUAAGGGAUUUAGUUUUAAGGAGAAAGGGGGAAAAAUAGUCCUGUUUUGCUUUGCAGAAGAAAUUAACUUGCAGGUGAACAUUAAGCCUACAGUGGGAAAUGUGUGAAAAGUACAAAGCAGAGUCACUAUUUUCCUAAAAUACCCUUGAUUAUUUUCAGCCUUGCUGUGUAUAAUCGGAUCUGCUAGACGUGUAUGAGUGAGAGGCAAUAGCGUACAAACUGAUUUUUAUACACACACACACACACAAUCUAAUAUAUAUAUAUAUAUAUAUAUAUAUAUAUAUAUAUAAAAGCUUAGAUUGUAAUUGUACAAGUGACAUGAUGGAAGUACAAGAUAGAGCAGUUAUGACUUUUACCCUCUCAUCUUUCUGCUUCUAUGGAUUUCAUUUUGUUUGGUUUUCAAAAAGUUAAUGGUGCUGUAUAGGUGCUUUCUGUUGAGCCAGGAAAGUGUGAUUAUAUCAUUACCCUCUUCGAUAGAAUGGUUGGGAACACCUUGGGUACACACGAAAAGCUGGUGUGACAAAGCUCUGACGAGCGCAGCGUAUGCACACUUCUCCAGAGUGAUAGAUGAAGACUCUUUUCUUUGCAUAAAAAGCAUUAGGUAUAUAAAUGUAUAAAUAAAUUUUAUCCUGUACAGUACAACAAUGGAACAUUCUGCAUGGACAUUAGGAACACAGGCUAGUAGUUCAGCACAGACUUCCCUGCAUGAGUUUCGCUGAUGCUCGCACCGUGCAGUGGGCACUGACUCCCUCCCACCAUAGACAUGCCACCCGACCCCUGCACCCGCCACCUGCCGCCAGGGGCCCCCUUGUGCACCUUUGCUUCCUAAUUCCUCUGGGGGUGGUACUGGUGGUGAGAACAGCUCCUAGCAUAAUGGAAGUUCCAUUUGGUAUUGUCCCACGUCUCCCCCGCCUCGCUUGGGUGCUCAUGUUUGAGUGAUGGCCCUGUUGAUUUCACCCUGCCUUUUACUGAAUCUGUAAAUUGUCGUGCGGUGGUGGUUAUAGUAGGCCUGUAGCAUAUCGCCUUUUCUAAGCUGCUCCACGUUUUUAAUCUUCAUUUUAAAAGUAUGUAUAAUUUUUAAA
Messenger RNA from Mustela lutreola (European mink), 4282 nucleotides. It is a transcript of the gene FOXO3, whose product is annotated as forkhead box O3. Bases 265 to 2280 code for a protein of 671 amino acids. Gene Ontology annotation, molecular function: RNA polymerase II cis-regulatory region sequence-specific DNA binding; DNA-binding transcription factor activity, RNA polymerase II-specific. NCBI's taxonomy places the organism in Eukaryota, Metazoa, Chordata, Mammalia, Carnivora, Mustelidae. Gene Ontology annotation, cellular component: nucleus; mitochondrial matrix. Gene Ontology annotation, biological process: regulation of transcription by RNA polymerase II. The record is from RefSeq and is a predicted model, not a curated record. The transcript is spliced from 4 exons.